This is a messenger RNA of Trachymyrmex cornetzi, 1302 nucleotides long. Its product is annotated as RIB43A-like with coiled-coils protein 2. NCBI's taxonomy places the organism in Eukaryota, Metazoa, Arthropoda, Insecta, Hymenoptera, Formicidae. The record is from RefSeq and is a predicted model, not a curated record.
UUCACGCUUUCGGUCUCACACGUGUAAUCUCGCCACCGUAAAAAGAAACCACACUUCUUAGAUUUUACCUCAAAAAAUAUCCAAAAUGUUUAAGUUUCAACACCGCGCUACUCCGGAGGAUCUCAAGCUCGCCGCGUCUAUAGAACGCAAACGACAAACCGAAGAAGCGAGGAAAUUACGCAUCUUUAACCCUCGCAUUAGAAAAAUUGGGAUAGACAAGGAGUUCUUGGAUAGGCAAGUCGAGGAGAAGAAGCAGCAGCGCGAGUGGGAACGGGCGAAAGAAUGCCAAUUGGAUGAGGCUCUCAUUCGCAGCAGCGAGCACGCCGCGUAUUUGGAGAGACGGCAGGAGGAGGAGAGACGAAAGAUAAACAAGGAGAUCGAUUCCUUCCGACGUUUCCAUCAGCGAGCGGAGGACCGGCGGGAUUACGAUUUAUAUGACCCCGAGGCAUUAAAGAAAUCGCUUCCUGCGCGCGUGGACGACAAUGGCGACGAUCCGAACUUGGGAGCAGCGUCCGCUCAGAAGUUCGAGGGCGAGGAUCGCAAUCUUCCCGAGCGAUUGAAAGCGCAGAAAGAGCAGAUGCGUUGGUGGAUACAGAGACAAAAGGAGGAACGCGGAGCGGCUGAGAAGGCGCGACGAGACGCCGAGGAUGCCUAUCAGGAAGUCGUCCUCUCCAGGGACAAGCGCGCGGCGACGUUGGCACGGAUGGAGGAGGAAUGUCGGCGAAGGUUGAACGAAGCCACAGCGAUAUUUAAUCGCGCUCUGGCCGAGGAGCAGCAGCAUCGCCGUCACUGUGAAGCCGUUCAAGAUGAGGAGGACAAGAAAGCGGAAAUCUAUAAUCACGUGACUGGAGAUUUCCUCACCGAGGCUAGGGAACAGGCCGAGAGCACCCGCGGUCCGCACAAGCCGUUGACGGACCGAUACAAGGGCAUGACUACAGACGAGUUGAAGGUCUUCAGAGAUGCUCAGAUGCAACAAAUGGAGGAGAUUCAUAAAAUCAAAUCGGAAGAGAAACGUAUCAACGAGACUUGGGAUCGCUUAAUGGAUUCGCACCUUCAAACUGCAUACUCGUAUGAUCGCGAGUUAAAUCAAAAAAAAUCGGAGCUCAAUAAAAAAAUUGCGGAGGAGAAUUUGCGGCAGCAACAGAAGCAACAUCAAGAAUACCUGAACCGCUUCGUUUAUAAGCAUCAACCAACACCCGACUUCUAUGAGCAGUUUAAUAAAGGAACACGUUGAAUGUCGAGCCACCAAAUCCUACUACACCGAUGGAGUAGAUGCGCAUAGACUUUUCAGUUAUCUACAAA